AUGGAGGACAACGAUGGUCUGGUCGUUGCGCUCAGCUCUGAGGAUGAGAAUCGACUUUGGGCAGAGAUGAGCGAUUGCCUCAUCACCGAUUGCCCGAGCCACGAAUCCAUUGACGAUGCACUUCGAGAGUGGUUGGAGAUCACGUCCCAACUUCGACAACAGACCUCAGAUUUGCACGACGACUUUUUGGCAUGCGCCCAAAUGCUGCUGGAGAGCGAAAUAUUCAAAAAGAAUAAAGACUAUGUCCGCACCCAGAUUAUCCACAGUCUACUGCAGGAAGACGAAGCAGGGCCAUUACAUGCCAUCACCAGUCUUCUCUUCCUCGAUGGCUUUGGCGACGAAUCGACAUUCCCGCGCAUGAUCGAGGAAUCAUGCUUUCCACGCCUACUGGAACUCGUCAUUGCACGGCAAGAAGACACAGAUCCUCGCUUACACCGCCUUCUUCUUCAACUAUUGUACGAAAUGUCCCGGGUUGAACGGCUCAAGGUCGAAGAUUUAGCCCUUGUUGAUGAUACAUUUGUACAUUACCUAUUCCAAAUCAUUGAAGGGGUCUCGGAUGAUGUACAGGAUCCAUAUCACUAUCCUACCAUUCGUGUUCUGCUCGUCUUGAACGAACAAUACAUGCUGGCAUCAACUGAUCCGGUUACGGAUCCUACAGGAACAAUAUCUGCUCCAUUAACCAAUCGCAUAGUCAAAUGUCUGAGCCUUCACGGGCCGCUUUUCAGAACGUUUGGCGAGAAUGUGAUUUUACUCUUAAACCGCGAAACGGAAACCUCCCUUCAGCUGCUCAUUCUAAAGCUGCUGUAUUUACUAUUUACAACGAAAGCCACGUACGAGUACUUUUACACCAACGAUUUACGAGUGUUGUUAGAUGUGAUAAUCCGCAAUUUGAUGGAUCUCCCAGAUGAGAAAAUAUCUCUGCGCCAUACAUACUUGCGGGUCAUGUAUCCCCUUUUGGCCCAUACUCAACUCAACCAGUCGCCUCAUUACAAGCGGGAUGAGGUACUUCGUGUUCUCAGGAUACUCCGGGGUUCUCAGAACGCUCAUUUUGCUCCCGCAGAUGAGACAACUUUGCGAUUGGUUGACAGGGUAACGAAGGUUAAAUGGAUCGAAGAACACGAAGCUGAACAGGAGGGCUCCGGCCAAGCUGAGGUAGCUCGCAAAUUCCUCGGCAUUAGCUUGUCACCAUCGCAAUAUGCAAGUAGCAUAAGUGUUGGGGAUGUGGCGGGAGUCAUGGAGCGACCUGGAGUCCAAACCCCAAGCCGAAAUGCAACAGCAGUAUCAGGUUCUCACGACGAGCCUCAUGCCGAGAGCGAUGCCGCGAAAUCUCCUGUUAGGGCAAAGAAACCACUUCCGGCCGUUCCAAAACAUCGGCACGGUAUUCCAUUUGCUCAGACAACAAAAGUCCAGGUGAGCGUGAAUGGUGAUGGCAAAAAGAUUCCUCCCAAGGCACCACCACCUCGACGAUGGGGCAAGAGAAAGGGCUCCACGGAGCAAUCACCGAUACAACCUAUCAACGAAGCUGUCCCAGAGUGA
Molecule: messenger RNA, 1536 nt
Organism: Pochonia chlamydosporia 170
Lineage: Eukaryota; Fungi; Ascomycota; Sordariomycetes; Hypocreales; Clavicipitaceae
Exons: 3
Coding region: 1-1536 (511 amino acids)
Biological process (GO): actin cortical patch assembly; actin cortical patch localization; endocytosis
Cellular component (GO): actin cortical patch
Molecular function (GO): Arp2/3 complex binding
Source: RefSeq, a predicted model, not a curated record